AUGAUUUCAACAUCACACAAGUGCAGGAAUUUUGUGUCCGAACCAAUGGGAAACAAAUCAGUUUCUGCCCUGGCUGGAAUCGGAGCAACACUUGGAAGAAAACUAGAAGAACAAGGUUUUGAUAAGGCCUAUGUAGUGCUAGGCCAGUUUCCUGUUCUGAGAAAGGAUGAUGAAUUACUUAAAGAAUGGUUGAAAGAUCUUUGUGGAGCCAACAGCAGACAAGCUGGACAGUGCGUCUUCUGUUUACAGGAAUGGUGCAACGCUUUCCUGUAG
Mobula hypostoma (lesser devil ray) is the source of this 273-nucleotide messenger RNA. RefSeq names its product barrier-to-autointegration factor-like. NCBI's taxonomy places the organism in Eukaryota, Metazoa, Chordata, Chondrichthyes, Myliobatiformes, Myliobatidae. The coding region runs from base 1 to 273 and encodes 90 amino acids. The record is from RefSeq and is a predicted model, not a curated record. Gene Ontology annotation, molecular function: DNA binding. The transcript has a single exon.